AUGUUUGGAGUACACUUUCAUAACGUCUCUGGGAAUUCUUCUGCUAACACUUUCCUGUGUUAGCAGAACUUUUGUUUCGGUUGUUAGGAAAGAUUUUGAGAGCUUAAGGCACCCAGGUUUGCGUCUUAUCUUUGCACUUUCCUGGUUUCAGCAGUUUUUCUUUUUUUUUUAAGAAGAGCCCACGUCUCUAUAAUCCUAUUGACACAGAUGAGGCAAAAAAAAACAACAACAAAACAUCCCCACUUCCACGCCCCAUCCGGGGAACACAGCUUUCGGAAACAUUUUGCACAAGAACUGGAUAUUGGCAACUCAACUGUUAAACCUGCCUGUGAUUAUUCUUCCUUGAGAUCACUCUGAUGUCACCAGUGUAAUUUGAGCCUGGAGCUUUUGUUCAUGCUUUAAAUAGCAGUGCUGGAAUGAGUUUGCUACAGACUCUCUGGAGAGCCUGGGCGCUGAGUUCCCGAAGAUCCUCCCAUCUAUGAGAGCAAAGCCAAGCAACCAAGCCGGCACCAUGUCCUCCUCGCUGCGAGUCAGCCCGUCCAUCCACGGCUACCACUUCGACACAGCCUCACGCAAGAAAGCCGUGGGCAACAUCUUUGAAAACAUCGACGAAGAAUCACUACAGAGGCUCUUCAAAAACUCUGGGGACAAGAAAGCAGAGGAGAGAGCCAAGAUCAUUUUGGCCAUAGAUCAAGAUCUGGAGGAGAAAACCCGGGCCCUGAUGGCCCUGAAGAAGAGGACGAAAGACAAGCUUUUCCAGUUUCUGAAACUGCGGAAAUAUUCCAUCAAAGUCCACUGAGGAGCAGAGAAUGGAUAAGGACGUUAUCCAC
Molecule: messenger RNA, 830 nt
Organism: Myotis brandtii (Brandt's bat)
Lineage: Eukaryota; Metazoa; Chordata; Mammalia; Chiroptera; Vespertilionidae
Gene: TCIM
Product: chromosome unknown open reading frame, human C8orf4
Exons: 1
Coding region: 479-799 (106 amino acids)
Biological process (GO): negative regulation of Notch signaling pathway; endothelial cell activation involved in immune response
Cellular component (GO): nucleus; cytosol
Molecular function (GO): Notch binding
Source: RefSeq, a predicted model, not a curated record